AUGGAUCAUCCCAGACCUGUAGUAGUCUCCGACUUGAGUCAGCAGGUGUGGCUCCUUCAGGGUCAGACCCUCGUGGUAGUUCCUCGGAGCAACAAUGUGGGGCCAGUCACUGUCACCAUUAUGCCAUGCAAGUAUCCGGAGUCUCUUGACAAAGGCAAAGGGGUUCCUAUUUAUUUGGGAAUAAAGCAACCAGAAAUGUGUCUAUAUUGUGAGGACAUUGGUGGAAACCCCACAUUGCAGUUGAAGAACCAGAAGAUAUUGGAUCUGUACAACCAAGCCGAGCCUGUGAAGCCAUUCCUUUUCUACCAUGAAACGACAGGCAGUACCUCCACAUUUGAGUCUGUGGCCUUUCCUGGAUGGUUCAUUGCCUCUUCCGAGACAAACCAGCCCAUCUUUCUCACUUCUGAGCUGGGGAACAUGUACAAUACUGCCUUCCAAUUAGAUUUCAAGGUUUGA
Molecule: messenger RNA, 456 nt
Organism: Budorcas taxicolor (takin)
Lineage: Eukaryota; Metazoa; Chordata; Mammalia; Artiodactyla; Bovidae
Gene: IL36G
Product: interleukin 36 gamma
Exons: 3
Coding region: 1-456 (151 amino acids)
Biological process (GO): positive regulation of gene expression; cellular response to lipopolysaccharide; cytokine-mediated signaling pathway
Molecular function (GO): interleukin-1 receptor binding; cytokine activity
Source: RefSeq, a predicted model, not a curated record